Messenger RNA from Staurois parvus, 327 nucleotides. NCBI's taxonomy places the organism in Eukaryota, Metazoa, Chordata, Amphibia, Anura, Ranidae. The record is from the annotation of a GenBank genome assembly.
CUGUUCCUCCCCCACUGACACCAACGAUGAGGCACUGUUCCUCCCCCACUGACACCAACGAUGAGGCUUUGUUCCUCCCCCACUGACACCAACGAUGAGGCACUGUUCUCCCCACUGAUACCAACGGUGGGGCACUAUUCCUCCUCCCCACUGAUACCAACGAUGGGGCACACUAUUCCUCCCACUGACUAAUGAUGGGGCACUAUUCCUCCCACUGACUAAUGAUGGGGCACUAUUCCUCACACACUGACACUAAUGAUGGGGCACCAUCCCCAUCAUUGGAAUACCAUACUGAAAUACCAUACCAUAUUGAAAUCAAAUCUGAUG